Molecule: messenger RNA, 2014 nt
Organism: Patiria miniata (bat star)
Lineage: Eukaryota; Metazoa; Echinodermata; Asteroidea; Valvatida; Asterinidae
Product: phosphatidylinositol-glycan biosynthesis class X protein-like
Exons: 6
Coding region: 221-1123 (300 amino acids)
Biological process (GO): GPI anchor biosynthetic process
Cellular component (GO): endoplasmic reticulum membrane
Source: RefSeq, a predicted model, not a curated record
AACAUAGACGGUAGGAAAAUACAAAAUGGCGCUCCCCUGCGAACAAUUUGUUGUUGAGAUCGUCUGUAAAUUCUUGCUGCAUACUUCAAUAAUGCGGAAUUUCGGAUGACAUUUGACAUAUUUUCGUCCCGUAUAACUGAACAGCUUAGCAAUUGUUAGUUUCUAAAAGAAAUCGAGCGUAUCCAUUGAUUAGAAAUGCGGCGUUGAAAUUGGGAUUAAAAUGCAUUCAAAAUCAAGUUAUUGCGUCGUCUGCUCGAGAUUCGUGGUUUGUUUAUGGGUCGUGGCGGCGUCACAGACGGACGCCCGUGUCGCAGUCCGUGAUCAUUUUGAUGGAAAGGGAUUGCCUGCUGGAAUUGUAGAACAACUACGAUCAAUAGACAAUGAAGACUUUGGAGAAGACUCCUGUAAAAUCGUCCCCAAGGAUGUACAAUUAACAAGACAUUCCUCAAGAAGUGGAUUCCACAGGGAUAUCCAUACCUCAGUGAGUGUGCUGCUCGAUCAAUCCCAUCACUGCACAUCUUGCCAUCUUCUCUUGAUUGAGAGGCUUCCUGGCGGCCUGUAUGUCGACCUUUACCAAUCAGCUGCAGCAGUUGACUUUGGAGGACCUCAGAUUCUUGCAUUUGAAGAAAUUGAUCUGGAGAAACCAGCCUACCUCUCUGCUGGACACACCAUUCUUGUCUAUCCCUCCAGCUCACCCCAAAUAAUACCUCAGGGACGUGAGGUGGUGGUGAAUUUCACCACUGAGAUGCCGAUCCAUCUGAGAUAUCACAGACCGUCUGCGGAGCCAGAUGCGCACUCGGCCCACGUUUCACUGCCGUCACCUUAUGCAUUGAUUAGGUGCACAGGGGCUUCACAUAUUGGAACACAAACAACGGCUGAUGAUGACGCAGAUGGUUUACCGGUGUACAAAGCCCCAUGCAGUGGAACAAGCAACACCAACUGUCUAUGGAGGCUAUUACCACAGAGUCCCAGGGAGAAUCAUGAGCUGCAUUUUCAAGUUCCCGUUGGGCAGCAGAGUCACACGUUACUUGUCACCGUGGUAACAAUACUGGCCACCAUCGCAGGAACUUUGGCAGUGCUCGUAACAAUGUUCAGAAGCUCCACAAAGGCUAAACCGGACUGAGCCACAGAUGAACCGGACAGGCAAACAAUGUGGAGUUGAUAAACACAGACACCUGCCAAGCUCAGAAACUAAUUUCCUUUGCACAAACUGGUUACCACCUGAGAAUUGCUAGCUACAUGUACAUGUAUGCGUGCUGAUUGGGACUUGUAACAAAAAUGUACUGAGCAAGAUUUUCCGCUUGAAAAGUGGCCCAGAUCAAUCUGGCAUGACUCACUUAAUAAUUCAGGAAUGUUUGAACAUUUUAAGAGAAGGCAAAAUUUAAGUACAAAUUCAAGUCUAUUAUGAAAACAAAACUGAUUCAAAGAAAUUUACCUUUGUCAUCCUAUUAUAUUACCCACUCCCUUUGCAAAGUUAGGUCUCAUUAAACCAGUGACAUACAAUGUAACAUGUGAAUGACAUGAUAAUUGGUGUCAUUAGUGCAGAAACAAAACUUCAUUAGAUGCAACACAGUUAAAUUAAUUAAUCCUCAGUUAUGAAAUAUCAAAUUCAUCAAACAGGUCAAAAGAAUAAACAAAAUUUCAAACUGAAAACUGUGUGAAUUCACACCAAAAAGUCCUGCACUGCCCUGGAAGCACAAAUAUGUUGAAAGUGUAGUUAGGAUUUUCAGAUUAAAUUUCAGGGAUUUGGUAUGAAAUGGAGUGAAGUUUAAUCCACUCGAUAUUGGAGCAUGUGUAACAGACUUCCUCGGCUGUUAUUCAAAUCGAGACCCAGGCAGAUACCAAAAAUAGGCUGAUUAUAGAAAUCUGGGGUUCAAGAAACUUCCAGUAAUGCUGUGUUGCUCUGUUACCCGCCUGUACCAGUGCUGUGCAAUCAUGUAGAAUGCCAUGGUCCAGUGGUUACGGUUUUUGACUCGUGUGUGAUGGUGCGUGGGUUCGAAACCCUGCCAGGAAC